This is a messenger RNA of Camellia sinensis, 552 nucleotides long. RefSeq lists its product as uncharacterized. Lineage: Eukaryota; Viridiplantae; Streptophyta; Magnoliopsida; Ericales; Theaceae. The record is from RefSeq and is a predicted model, not a curated record.
AUGUCAGUGGAGCCGGCAUUGAAAAAGGUGCGUACAGUACCUAAAUCCCCCUUGUGCACUGUUUCAUUUACUAGCAAAGAUUUAGAAGGCAUACAGCACCCACAUACUGAUGCAUUGAUUAUAACUAUUGGGAUUGGGAAACGAUUUGAUGUAAAACGAGUCCUAGUAGAUCAGGGCAGUGCGGCAGACAUACUGUAUUAUGAUUUGUUCAGAAAGCUCGGCUUCUCCGAGCAGCAUCUCACCCCAGCGGCAGCCCUAUUGGUCGGUUUCAAUUCACAGCCGGAAUGGCCGCUCGGCAGAAUAGUAUUGCCAGUUGUAGCGGGGACAAAAAACCUCCAGAUAGAGUUCUUGGUUAUUAAUACACCAUCCCCUUAUAACGCCAUACUUGGCCUUCCGUGGAUUCAUCGAAUGGAAGUAGUCCCUUCAACCUAUCACCAGUUCAUCCGUUUCCCAACGGAACACGGAGUAGAGCAGAUCUCAGAGGAUCAAGUUGUGUCCAAACAUUGUUUCAUGGCAGCAUUAAAGGCAAAGCAACUCUGCAAUCGGGUAUAG